This is a messenger RNA of Darwinula stevensoni, 3403 nucleotides long. Lineage: Eukaryota; Metazoa; Arthropoda; Ostracoda; Podocopida; Darwinulidae. The record is from the annotation of a GenBank genome assembly.
GCGUCCGCGAGUGAUGGGAAGAUGGGGCAGACGAGGAAUCGGAAUCGCAGGACUUUGGAGAACCGGCGGAGCGAGGGCGGGGCGGUUUCCCUCAAAGAGUGGAAGGAGAAGCGGCAGCUCUCCGGGUUAACCCACUUCAUGCUGUACGGAACAGGCUUCCAGACCUGGGAGUAUUCCCCGGACUUCGCCCUGCGAUCGUACUCGUACGUCGCCCUGCACGCGUUCCCGGCCUUCCUCUACAGCUGGCUCCUUCAGUCCAACAAGAUGCUGGUGUUUUACUUUCUGCGCUGGAUCCUUGCCUUCGUCUGCGCCCUGUGCGAGGGGCAUUUGCAGCCAGCUGGGGUCCAACGUGGGUCGCAUCACCCUGGGGUUCCUGGUGCUCAGCGCAGGGAUGUUCCACUGCGCCACCGCAUACCUCCCGUCGACCUUUGCCAUACCCACUUCAUGCUGUACGGAACAGGCUUCCAGACCUGGGAGUAUUCCCCGGACUUCGCCCUGCGAUCGUACUCGUACAUCGCCCUGCAUGCGUUCCCGGCCUUCCUCUACAGCUGGCUCCUUCAGUCCAACAAGAUGCUGGUGUUUUACUUCCUGCGCUGGAUCCUUGCCUUCGUCUGCGCCCUGUGCGAGGUGCCAGUGAUAUACAUAGACUCGCAGAUGUACGGUCGCCUCACGUUCCCCGCUCUGAACAUCGUGCUGUACAACGUCUUCCGGGGAGGGUCGGAGCUGUACGGGACGGAGCCGUGGACGUAUUACAUCGUCAAUGGCCUCCUUAACUUCAAUGUUGUCUUUCUCCUUGGCCUGCUUGCCCUUCCUCUUGCGGAGCGUUUCCUGUACCCGGUGUACCCGUUGCUCUGCCUCGGGGCGGGGACGGCCCUGGACGUGCUCCAGAAGCUCUACUUCUGCCUGUAUGCACACCUCAGGUGGGGGGAGGAGGGGAGGAGGCUGACGCAUUACCUCCACCACACCAAUUGGAUCGCUGCCGUCACCAUCGUCGCGUCGGGGCUCCUCGGUCUCUCCCGCAUCCUUGCCGUACAUGUGUCUCCUGUCGAUGGGGUCGUGGUUCCGGGGGAUGGACGAGGUGGCCGUCGUGUCCACCGCCAUAUCGGCCGUCUUCGGGUGGCCCUUCGCCGCUCUGCUUGGGUGCCAGUGAUAUACAUAGACUCGCAGAUGUAUGGUCGCCUCACGUUCCCCGCUCUGAACAUCGUGCUGUACAACGUCUUCCGGGGCGGGUCGGAGCUGUACGGGACGGAGCCGUGGACGUAUUACAUCGUCAAUGGCCUCCUUAACUUCAAUGUUGUCUUUCUCCUUGGCCUGCUUGCCCUUCCUCUUGCGAUGCUGAUCGAGCACCUGACCGGAGCGGGCGGACGCACCAUCCCGUACCCUCUCGCGUUCCUCGGCCUCUACCUCUGGCUCGGGGUGUUCCUGGUGCAACCGCACAAAGAGGAGCGUUUCCUGUACCCGGUGUACCCGUUGCUCUGCCUCGGGGCGGGGACGGCCCUGGACGUGCUCCAGAAGCUCUACUUCUGCCUGUAUGCACACCUCAGGUGGGGGGAGGAGGGGAGGAGGCUGACGCAUUACCUCCACCACACCAAUUGGAUCGCUGCCGUCACCAUCGUCGCGUCGGGGCUCCUCGGUCUCUCCCGCAUCCUUGCCGUCUUCAGAGGUUACCAUGCCCCCAUGGAGGCAUUCAUGGAGGUGAACCAACUUGGGAUGAGUGGGGAAGUCUCCUUGGACAAGCCUAUCAACGUCUGCCUUGGAAAGGAGUGGCAUCGCUUCCCAUCUCACUUCUUUCUCCCUUCCUCUCAGUGGAAAGCUCAGUUCCUGCGGUCAGAGUUCAGAGGACAACUGCCGCAGCACUACAGCCAGGCACCCGAUGCGACCUCGGUUCCUCCUCCCCACAUGAAUGAUCGCAAUGUGGAGGAGCCAUCUCGUUAUGUGGAGCCAUGGAUGUGCGAAUUCCUGGUGGAUGUGGAGUUUGCAGAUGGGGAAACUGAAGCAGAGCCUCAUUUUUCAGCUGACACUGAAAACUGGACUCUUGUCAAGUCCUGGCCUUUCCUCGAUGCUGCAAGGUCUCCUCAGUUCCUGCGAGCAUUCUACGUACCAUUCCUCACCCCCGAAUACUGUGAAUACGGAUCGUACGUGCUCCUCCGCUCGACGAGACGUAAGAGACGGCGACCCAAGGGCUCCUAACCUCCUUCGGCGGGAAGAGACCAGAGUGCCUGGCUAGUCUUCAGUGUGCCCAGCCCCAACUGAACCUCAUCCAGUGUGUGAAUAUUGGAUUCCGUGGACGUGGCUCUACUUGGGGGAUUGUCGUUCAAAUAUAGGAGGGUUUUAUGGGGGGUUUACAGUUCUGGUACUCACUUAGGAGCCUACUACCUUUCUGUGGGAUUUAUUAUGCCAUGUAGCAGAUUGGCACGUGUUGAUUUAAGUCGAUGAGAAACCCCUGUGCCUUGGGAAGUUCACGAUGAAGAUACCCUUGUGCCUGGGAAAAUUUCAUGAUUGCUGCUUGCUCAAGUUCAUCUGUUCAAGAACAGGAUGGUCUCUUGGCAGUUGAUGAAGCUGCCAAGAGCCUUUCGUGAAAAUGGUGUUAGGCCUGAGCUCAUUGAGGAAAUACUCCAAGAUUCAACAUGGGUGGGAGAAAUCAACUUUACCUAUCUUGUUCCAAAUGGAGCUUCAUGAGAGAUCUGAAGUCAUUUGAUUUUUAAAUGUUUUUUUGCUACAGAUUCCCAAUCCUUUUCAAUGGAAAAUGCCAAUGCUUCCCUUUGGUACAUAGCAAGUGUUUAGUGAUGUAUAUUGUUACUCUGCUACCUUCAUCUCCACUGUGCCAAGCAUUCCAAGGUGGAUCUCAUUCCAUGUGCAAGAAGCGGAGAGGAAGGACCGUCAAAUGGGUUCUUUCGACCGAGGACCUGGCUGCUGAACGAGGUCUUUGUCACGCAGACAUGGUUACUCACCGAGCUCCCUAGUCUUUGUCUCUCCUAGUCAUGGCAAAAUAUGAAGGGCUGAGGCAUGAGUGUAGUGUGCUCAUCCUGCAACAUCCAUAUCCAUGUAGUUCAAAAGUUCUGAUGCACUAGGUUUACACAUGAGAAAAGAGUUUUGUGAUGAAAACCCACUGUUGUGCGUACUGCUGCAACUAUAUGGCAUCGGUUGUGGAAAGCAUUCCCUUUUCAUUUAAAUUCGGCAGCAUUCAUCUCUGCGUGAAUCUCCGAAUUCCCAGCUUUAGUCAUUCUGUUACCAGCAUUCCAUUUUCUGUGCUUGUGAAAAGAAAGAAGCAUGUUGCAAAUGGGAAUCAACCCAUCUGUGCUACCAUGACAAGUUAUGAAUUUGAUGUGCAGCAAAAAAUUUGCCCUCUCAAGAUACCCUUUGAAAUGUGUUGGACUUCAGUGAAAUGAAUGUUGCUUGUGAU